AUGGAGAGCAGUAGUAAGGUCGGGUCGCGAGAUGUGUUCGGCCAAGCCGCGGCCCCGCGAAAGGAGCUCGAUCCCGUCAAGGCGCGGCGGCGGUCGAGCAGCGAUUGGAGCGACGGAGCGAACCCAGUGGGGAUCCUGGACGACAUCGGCGAUCUGUAUGCGACGAAUGACGACGACGCUGCAGGUACCGUGCGCGUAAAUGCACAGCGUCGUGACUCCCUCCCGCGAGUAACUGGCGACACUACUGCCGCUAUUCCCCGCGGGGGCUCGGCGGAACUCCCGGCCCUUACAGCGCAAGCCCCCGCCAGGCCUACCGGCGUCCCGCGACAGGCGGGUGCGACAUCUGACGCACGCGCUGGUCGCCGCCGAUCGUUCGACGGACAGAUUGACCGGCUGAAGAACUCCGCCAUUGGGGGCGGAGGCGGCACGGGCGCCGUCGGCUCGCCUGUGUGGGCGGCGGAAUGCGGGGAUCUGUACGGCAGCGAGGAGGGCGACCACGUGCCGAUCACGUGGCAUGGCGACGACGAAGAUGUGAACGCACCAGCAGGCGGCGAUGGAUUCACCUCCGCCAGCAGCGUCGAGGCCUUGCAAGCAAAGGCGCGCGCGCCGCCGCCCACUGGUAGGGGCUCCGUGCAUGCGAACAGGGCCUCCGCGAGUCGGUCCGCCCCGCGCGCGCAAAGGGGCGCGGUAGAGCAGCAAGAGGCGGCGUGGCUUCCGCCUCGCGCGGCGAAAAAGCCGCCGCGUUUGGAGGACGAGGAUGAGGACGGCGCAGGGAGCGACAGCGGCGGUAGCGGUGGCGGCGGCAUGGUGGUUCGGCGUCAUACCGUGGGCGUGGACGGCCGGGAGAGGCGGGCUGCGAGUACGGGCAGGGCGAGAACGGCGCGGAGCGGAAUCGGCAUGCUGGAUGACGUGGCGUUGAGGAAUAACGCGCAAUCGACGUCGCGGAAUGCGGGUGUUGUGGCGGCGAUGGUUGCCGGGGAGGAGGAAGGGGAGGACGACGGGGAGGAGGGGGAAUGGAGCAGUCCCGAGCGCACUCUGCGCCGAUCGACCACUGUUGACAGCGCGGCGCGCCGUCGCCCCGCGGGGGGCUGGAAAGGGAAAGGCGGAAAGAAACCGCCCGCGCCGGAAUCCGGCGGGUCCCCGUCCUUCGGAAGUGUGCGUGCGGGGGCUGCGCACGCGCGGACGGGCUCCGCGGGGAGCGUGGGGCACGGAGGCAGUUUGGACUGGGAUGUGGAAGACCAGCAAGCGCCGCCGCCGCAGGCGCAGGCGCAACGUCUAUGGGCGGAAGGGGGAGAGGGAGAUCAGCAGUGGAUGCAGCGGCAGCCUCCGCAAUGCAUCAAGGCGGCGCUGCGCGCACGGGUGGUCGGGCGUCUCGGUGGCAAUUCCGCAAGCAGCGCAAGCGGCGCUGUCGGCGCCGCUUGUGGAAGGCCGUUUUUACCUGCGGGCGGUGCGCUACCUCCCCAUGUUCCGCCGAACUGGGCGGCGGGUCCAUAUCCCCCUUCCGCCUCCGCCACCACUAGCUUCAUCCUCUCCGCCCCCGCCGGGCCUGUUGCGCUGUCCGCCCUCCGCGCGCGCGCGGAGGCUGCGGGGAGCAAGCAGAGGCGGGGAGCGGGCGCGGGGAGACCAGCGGGUCGAGCGGGGGAGGGGGCAAAGGAGAGCAGCGGGAGGGGGAAGCCCGGGCCAGGGUCAACACGGGGUAAGGUGUCGGAGAGAGUAGCAGUUGGGAAUGGCGUGCAACGAGUGUACUUAAACUGA
Molecule: messenger RNA, 1755 nt
Organism: Closterium sp. Naga37s-1
Lineage: Eukaryota; Viridiplantae; Streptophyta; Zygnematophyceae; Desmidiales; Closteriaceae
Source: the annotation of a GenBank genome assembly